CGCGGGGGGAGCGCGGCGGGAGUGAGGGAGGGGACGCGCGAAGGAGCAGUCGGGCAGAGGGGUCCGGCCCGGACUCUACCAAACGCGCGGCCCGCCUGCUCGCUCCGGGCCCGGCGCCGAGCCGCGCUCCGGCCGCGCCGGCCGCGGCGUCCUCCGUGCCCGGGCCGGCAGCUCCCAACUGGCCGCGGACGGCGGGGGGGAGAAGGAACGUGCGCCCGGUGGCCCGGAUUGGCCUCCAGGUCCCCCCGCCUGGGCGGCGGAGUGCGGGCGGCCCGGGCUGGGAGGUUUGAAAAGCGGGCGAGAGACAAAGGCAGCAGGAAGCCUCCUCGGCGCCCGGAGCCCGUGCUCGCAGCCCCCGGGGCCCCCCGGCCCGGAGCAGCAGCGGCGGCGGCCGGCGGCGGCAGUGGCAGGAGGCAGAGGAUGCGGCAGGGGGCGUGGGAGCGGCGGCGGAGCGGGCGGAGCGGCGCGGCCCGAGCGCGGCGUGGUUAGACCCGAGGCGGCGGAGGCGGCGGAGGCGGCGGCCCGGCCGGGCUCGGGAGUGAGUGAGAGGGCGCCUUCCCCGCCCGGGAUGUGAGGACCGAGCGGAGCCCGGGGCGGGGGGAGGGAAGGGAAGGGAGGCGAAGCCGGCAGGAAGGAAGGAAGGACGGACGGACCAGGAGGAGGAGCGGCGGCGGCGGCCGGAGCCGGAAGGCGGGGAGGAGCCGUCCGUUGGGCCCGAGGCGGCGGCGGCAGCGGCCGGGGCGAACCGCUCUUGUCGCCUCUCGGGGCAGGAGCGGCGGGGCCCGCGCCUCCUCCCCCCGGCGCCGCGGAGGGGGGAGGAGGAAGAUGGAGACCCACAUCUCGUGCUUGUUCCCCGAGCUGCUGGCCAUGAUCUUCGGCUACCUGGACGUCCGGGAUAAGGGGCGCGCGGCGCAGGUGUGCACGGCCUGGCGGGACGCCGCCUACCACAAGUCGGUGUGGCGGGGGGUGGAGGCCAAGCUGCACCUGCGCCGGGCCAACCCGUCGCUGUUCCCCAGCCUGCAGGCCCGGGGUAUCCGCCGUGUGCAGAUCCUGAGCCUCCGCCGCAGCCUCAGCUACGUGAUCCAGGGCAUGGCCAACAUCGAGAGCCUCAACCUAAGCGGCUGCUACAACCUCACUGACAACGGGCUGGGCCACGCGUUUGUGCAGGAGAUCGGCUCCCUGCGUGCCCUGAACCUGAGUCUCUGCAAGCAGAUCACCGACAGCAGCCUGGGCCGCAUAGCCCAGUACCUCAAGGGCCUGGAGGUGCUGGAGCUGGGAGGUUGCAGCAACAUCACCAAUACCGGCCUCCUGCUCAUCGCCUGGGGCCUGCAGCGCCUCAAGAGCCUUAAUCUCCGCAGCUGCCGCCACCUCUCGGACGUGGGCAUAGGGCACCUGGCCGGCAUGACGCGCAGCGCCGCCGAGGGCUGCCUGGGCCUGGAGCAGCUUACGCUGCAGGACUGCCAGAAGCUGACUGACCUUUCUCUAAAGCACAUCUCCCGGGGGCUGACGGGCCUGAGGCUCCUCAACCUCAGUUUCUGCGGGGGCAUCUCGGACGCGGGCCUCCUGCACCUGUCGCACAUGGGCAGCCUACGCAGCCUUAACCUGCGCUCCUGCGACAACAUCAGUGACACUGGCAUCAUGCAUCUGGCCAUGGGCAGCCUUCGCCUCUCGGGGCUGGAUGUGUCGUUCUGUGACAAGGUGGGGGACCAGAGUCUGGCUUACAUAGCUCAGGGCCUGGACGGCCUCAAGUCCCUGUCCCUCUGCUCCUGCCACAUCAGCGACGAUGGCAUCAACCGCAUGGUGCGGCAGAUGCAUGGGCUGCGCACGCUCAACAUCGGACAGUGUGUGCGCAUCACAGACAAGGGCCUGGAGCUGAUCGCGGAGCACCUGAGCCAGCUCACUGGCAUAGAUCUGUAUGGCUGCACCCGAAUCACCAAGCGCGGCCUGGAGCGCAUCACGCAGCUGCCCUGCCUCAAGGUACUCAACCUAGGACUCUGGCAGAUGACGGACAGUGAGAAGGUCAGAAUCCUCCACAGCAACCUGCGAGACCAUGGAGUUAAAGAAACCCAGAGACCUUUAUCAAUUAAUUGUACUGUUUGUGAAUUUGUAUAAAUAAUAACAAAGAUCCUCUUAAAACGUUUAUAUUCUUACAGUAAAAGGUUAAACUGAUAUUUAUAUAAUAAAAGAGGAAAUAUGAAGUAUGUUUUUGAAAAAAAAAAACAAAAACAAAAAACCUUGUAUCUGUGAAUUAUUUUGAAGGCAGUGUGUGUUUGGGCCCACGCCAAAGUAGGAGGUGCUGUUUGUGUACUCUAAGAGGAAAUAAGGUAUAGGGUUUGGUGCAUCCUAUGUGGUGUAAGCUCACAGUUAAACAUUUAUUCUGUAUAAGGUUUACCACUGACAUCUAAAUGUUUUGUUUCUAGAAAUGUGACUGGACUGGAGAUUGGUAUAAUUCUUGGUUUUAAACUGUCAACAACAUGGAAAUUUUAAAAAGCUGAACAAAAUGGAACUUUUUAAAAACGAGAUCUGUAAGAGUCACGGUUUCCCCAGGGUGGAAAUGAGAUCGAGGGGUCCUGUUGAAAAAUGGCUCAUGGGAUGUGGAAGUGGGGGAGAAAGAGGGGUUUCUUUCCACUCUGAGUGGGUGUGGGGAGGAUGUGAAAUGGUGAAGGGUGGAGGGAACUGAAGCCAUUGUUCAGAAAGUUAAAAGAGCGCUGUCCUUGCUCGCUCUCUCUCUUGCUCACUCAUGCAUGCUGAAUCUCACAGUGUGAGUGAGGGUCCUAGUGGAGAGGAGGAAGGCAGUUCAGCCCCUCUUUUUAACAUUCUCCUCCAGGCCUGGCUGUAUUUAAGCACUUUCCUGGGGGAUGGGGAGGUUGGCCAGGAGUUCUUGCACAUUUGCAUUUUAAGCACUUCCAGCUCUGAAGCUGGCCACUCCAUCCACUGUGGUGAGGGUUCUUAGACAGAAUUCUUCAGGGCAGAUAAAUGAAUACCAACAAUUCUAGCAAAGAGUUCCCUUUGGUAGACGUUAACUAAAUAAUCGACACCCUGUGGUUGGGCUGUGGAAGUGGAAAGGUAUAAGCGCUCAAACAGUGGAGCAGUGCAUAUUCCUGGUUUCACAUAGGUCUUUCUCGUUGUUUCUGAGAUUUUUUUUAAACCAAAAAUACUGAUCCCAGCAAGAGAUAGUAAGAGUGGUAUAAAACUUUCCUGCAAAGACCCCUCUUUCCAGGAAGAGAGCUAGAACCCAAGUUUCUCUCGGGGUAAGGUUGUUUUGUAAAAUUUCCAAGCUUUCUGCUGGAGCCUAUCACAAAAGCUGCAUUGUUCCUUUUUGGAGAGCUAUCACAAUUGGGUCUAAUUGAGCCUGACACUAGAUCCAUCUUCCUUUUCUUUGGGGAAGGUGUGGAUCUCUUUCUUCCCUCUUAGGUUGCAAGUGCUUAUGGCCUGGGGCGGGGGGUCGGGGGGGGGGGGUGAUGUGUGAACCCUAAUAAGAAGUCUGGACUUGGAAUUAGGGUCAGCUUUCUGAUUUGGCACUAUAAUGCAUGAAGGUUCCAUAAGCUCUAAGUUCCUUAGAGGAUCUUUCUUUCUCCCAGACUGCAUGACUGUACAGAUUCAGUCCAUCAAAAUUUGAGCACCUCCUAAGUCUUAGACUCUGUGCUCACAUUCUUCAUUUUAAUACACAGUCCUACCAACUAACAGGAAGUUUUCCACUUUUCUGUUUGGUUUUGUUUUUUACUUGCAAGGCUAAAUAAAUAUAAGCCUGAUUAAAGGUCGGUGAAUGAAUGUUUGAAAGUUAAGAUCAUGGGCCUACUGUCCUCAUGCUGAACUGGGUAUGCUUACUAUAUCUGGAGUGUCUCUGGAAACGAUGAAUAAACCAUUUACUUUCAUCA
Neofelis nebulosa (Clouded leopard) is the source of this 3878-nucleotide messenger RNA. RefSeq names its product F-box and leucine rich repeat protein 14 (gene FBXL14). The coding region runs from base 826 to 2112 and encodes 428 amino acids. Gene Ontology annotation, biological process: SCF-dependent proteasomal ubiquitin-dependent protein catabolic process. Gene Ontology annotation, molecular function: protein binding. The record is from RefSeq and is a predicted model, not a curated record. NCBI's taxonomy places the organism in Eukaryota, Metazoa, Chordata, Mammalia, Carnivora, Felidae. Gene Ontology annotation, cellular component: SCF ubiquitin ligase complex. The transcript has 2 exons.